Messenger RNA from Apodemus sylvaticus (European woodmouse), 903 nucleotides. It is a transcript of the gene Dlx6, whose product is annotated as distal-less homeobox 6. The coding region runs from base 1 to 903 and encodes 300 amino acids. The transcript has 3 exons. NCBI's taxonomy places the organism in Eukaryota, Metazoa, Chordata, Mammalia, Rodentia, Muridae. Gene Ontology annotation, biological process: cell differentiation; regulation of transcription by RNA polymerase II; embryo development. Gene Ontology annotation, molecular function: RNA polymerase II cis-regulatory region sequence-specific DNA binding; DNA-binding transcription factor activity, RNA polymerase II-specific. The record is from RefSeq and is a predicted model, not a curated record.
AUGAUGACCAUGACUACGAUGGCUGACGGCUUGGAAGGCCAGGACUCGUCCAAAUCUGCCUUCAUGGAGUUCGGGCAGCAGCAACAGCAGCAGCAGCAGCAGCAGCAACAGCAGCAACAGCAACAGCAGCAGCAGCAGCAACAACAGCAGCCGCCGCCGCCACCGCCGCCGCCGCCGCCGCAGCCGCACUCGCAGCAGACCUCCCCGGCCAUGGCAGGCGCGCAUUACCCUCUGCACUGCUUGCACUCGGCCGCGGCGGCGGCGGCGGCGGCCGGCUCCCACCAUCACCACCACCAGCACCACCACCACGGCUCGCCCUACGCGUCGGGCGGAGGCAACUCCUACAACCACCGAUCGCUCGCCGCCUACCCCUACAUGAGCCACUCGCAGCACAGCCCUUACCUCCAGUCCUACCACAACAGCAGCGCGGCCGCCCAGACGCGCGGGGAUGACACAGAUCAACAAAAAACGACAGUGAUCGAAAACGGGGAAAUCAGAUUCAACGGAAAGGGGAAAAAGAUUCGGAAGCCUCGGACCAUUUAUUCCAGCCUGCAGCUCCAGGCUUUAAACCAUCGCUUUCAGCAGACUCAAUACCUGGCCCUUCCCGAGAGAGCCGAACUGGCUGCUUCCCUAGGACUGACACAAACACAGGUGAAGAUAUGGUUUCAGAAUAAGCGCUCUAAAUUUAAGAAACUGCUGAAGCAGGGUAGUAACCCGCAUGAGAGUGACCCCCUCCCUGGUUCAGCAGCCCUGUCACCACGCUCACCAGCCCUGCCUCCGGUGUGGGACGUUUCUGCCUCUGCCAAGGGCGUCAGUAUGCCUCCCAACAGCUACAUGCCUGGGUAUUCACACUGGUAUUCCUCGCCACACCAGGACACCAUGCAGAGACCACAGAUGAUGUGA